AUUGCGUUCUACGCCACUAAGUGUAUGAUUGCCGUGUGGAAUGUACGCUAUAACUCUAUUCACUGUGCUGCCAAUCUAUUGGCUGGUCUGGCUCCCUAUCACGAACACAUAGCCAUUCAGGUGGUAGAUGGAGUUUUGGAAGACAUUAGACUAGGAAUGGAGAUAAACCACCCUAAGUAUAACCAGAGGCGAGUGAGCUGUGUUAAGUACCUGGGAGAGCUGUACAAUUAUCGUAUGGUGGAGUCCGCCGUCAUCUUCAAAACUCUCUACUCCUUCAUCACUUUCGGAGUCGUCAUGGAUG
This is a messenger RNA of Saccostrea cuccullata (small rock oyster), 301 nucleotides long. Its product is annotated as regulator of nonsense transcripts 2-like. The transcript has 3 exons. Gene Ontology annotation, molecular function: protein binding; RNA binding. Gene Ontology annotation, cellular component: cytoplasm; exon-exon junction complex. The annotation marks the transcript as partial. Gene Ontology annotation, biological process: nuclear-transcribed mRNA catabolic process, nonsense-mediated decay. The record is from RefSeq and is a predicted model, not a curated record. Lineage: Eukaryota; Metazoa; Mollusca; Bivalvia; Ostreida; Ostreidae.